Messenger RNA from Coregonus clupeaformis (lake whitefish), 491 nucleotides. RefSeq names its product transmembrane protein 14A. Gene Ontology annotation, biological process: regulation of heme biosynthetic process. The transcript is spliced from 5 exons. The coding region runs from base 131 to 445 and encodes 104 amino acids. The record is from RefSeq and is a predicted model, not a curated record. Gene Ontology annotation, cellular component: mitochondrial membrane. NCBI's taxonomy places the organism in Eukaryota, Metazoa, Chordata, Actinopteri, Salmoniformes, Salmonidae.
UAGUGCUUCAAGCAGAAUUGUAGUCAUCCCUUCCUACUGCCGAACAGUAAACAUUGGGACCACAGGCGUGUACGGCUGCAUAUUUCUACUCCUUUGUUUUACGUUUAAAUGAACAAAUACCAGCACUGCAAUGGCAAUUGACUGGCUUGGAUUUGGCUAUGCUGCAGCCAUAGCCCUGGGGGGGUUCAUGGGAUACAAGAAAAAAGGUAGUGUCAUGUCACUGAUAGCUGGGCUAUUGUUUGGCAGCAUAGCCGCCUAUGGGGCCUUAAUGAUUUCAAAUGACCCAACCAAGACUUUCUACUCCCUCGUUGCUUCAGGAGCGCUGACACUAGUGAUGGGAAUGAGAUUCAAGAAAUCUGGGAAAAUAAUGCCAGCUGGCAUCAUGGCAGGACUAAGUUUGCUGAUGGUCCUGCGACUUCUCUUCAUGAGCGUGAUUGUAAUGUGAUUUGAACAACACAACUGACUAAAGUGAGACUGAAAAUGUCACUGCA